This is a messenger RNA of Guillardia theta CCMP2712, 797 nucleotides long. RefSeq lists its product as hypothetical. The record is from RefSeq and is a predicted model, not a curated record. NCBI's taxonomy places the organism in Eukaryota, Cryptophyceae, Pyrenomonadales, Geminigeraceae. Bases 142 to 384 code for a protein of 80 amino acids. The transcript has a single exon.
AGGGAGUGCGAAGAAGCAGCGAUGAAGAAGAGGGAAAUGCUCCAGUUACUGGAGUGACCGUGCAGGCGAAUAUGAUAGAGGAAGGGAUAGAGCUGCGAUGAUACUGCUCCUGCCAAGACUGAUCGAGGUGAGAGGUUGGCGAUGGAAGACAGAGAGGAUGGUCAUGGCAAAGCGCCCAUUCCCCAGGACAAGAAACCCCACCGCUGUCCAAGGGGAAUGUCAGCGACGAGGCAAGGAGGCAGGGGACUGUAUCGUGCUGGCCGAGGGAUUGAAAAUCUCGUAGAGAAGCAGGCAGAGAGGAAGAAAGGAAAACGGCCAGCGAUGUCAACAAGCAUUCGCCAGACAACUCGAAGUGAAGGCAGUCUUUUUGCCGUUUCCAACUGAGAACAAGAUGACAAGAAGAAUGAUGAGGAUACACACAUCUCGUUCCUGGCCUACACUAUCCCCGAGGCCAUCAUGCCAAUGGAAAAAUCUUCGCCACACCUCACCACAGGACUCGAUGCUGUUCAGAUACUCUUCGGAAGCUCGCUCUUGGUUUCCGAAGCACUGUCUUCCCUGAAUGUGAUCAAGUCUCUUAUGACAAGAGGUUAACACUCACGACGAAUUAUCUCUAGUGCUACAUCUCGAAGCUACUUCAUUCUUGGGCCCACAGAAUUCAGCCGAUCAAGCGAGCAACAAAACACACUUGACGUACACGACCGUUGCUACCGUCUGCAUCUGCCAGUUUAUAAGGGACAUCCACACAUGAUACUGAGUGCAGACGAUGACGUUCAUUUCAACAAAGACAACAAAUAGUU